This is a messenger RNA of Arvicola amphibius (Eurasian water vole), 1658 nucleotides long. It is a transcript of the gene Il13ra2, whose product is annotated as interleukin 13 receptor subunit alpha 2. The transcript has 13 exons. Lineage: Eukaryota; Metazoa; Chordata; Mammalia; Rodentia; Cricetidae. Gene Ontology annotation, molecular function: protein binding; cytokine receptor activity. The record is from RefSeq and is a predicted model, not a curated record. The coding region runs from base 438 to 1595 and encodes 385 amino acids. Gene Ontology annotation, biological process: cytokine-mediated signaling pathway. Gene Ontology annotation, cellular component: membrane; external side of plasma membrane.
GUCAUUUAAAACCCUUUAAGCUUCGAAGCUGUUCCUUGAGGCAGAUUUCAGUGGUAUUUCAGAAGAAUUUGAUUACAACUGGGCACAUUAUUCACUUAGAAAAAAUAUACAUAGAAAAAAGCAAAUGAAAUUUCGGACUACAUUCAGAAAAUAGAGAUGUUCAAUAUUGUAGGAAAAUGAUUCCACACAUGAAAGAAUGUGUGCCUUUAUGACAUAUAUGCUCAUUUUGAUGUAAAGGUUCUUUGUUUCAAGACUUAGCUUCCUGGAAGACAACUGCUGUUCUCUCCCAAGAGGAAGAAAAACAGUAGAGAUUCAAUUUAGUGUCUAAUGUGGAGAGGAGAGGACAAAGAGGGUUUGUGAUAACUGCCUGUGAUAAUACCAUUUCUUGAGAAACCAUAUUAUUGAGUGGAGACUUCAGCAUACUAAGUCCUGGAGAAAUGGCUUUUAUGGGUGUGGAUACCAGAUGCCUGGCUCUGUUACUUCUUUGUGCAAUAAUUGGACCUUCUUUGGAAAUAAAAGUUAAUCCUCCUCAGGAUUUUAAAAUAAUGGAUCCCGGAUUACUAGGUUAUCUCUAUUUGCAAUGGAAACCUCCCGUGGUUGCAGAAAACUUUAAGGAAUGCACAUUAGAAUAUGAGUUAAAAUACAGAAAUGGUGAUAGUGAUAAAUGGAAGACCAUCAUUACUAGGAAUCUAAUUUACAAGGAUGGGUUUGAUCUUAACAAAGGCAUCGAAGGAAAGAUACGUACACAUUUACCAGGACAGUGUACAAAUGGAUCAGAAGUUCAAAGUUCAUGGAUGGAAGCUUCUUAUUGGGCAUCAGAUGCAGGAAGCCUGGAAACUAAAAUUCAAGAUAUGAAGUGUAUAUAUUAUAACUGGCAGUAUUUGGUUUGCUCUUGGAAGCCUGGAAAGGUAGCACAUUCUGAUGCCAACUAUACUAUGUUUUUCUGGUACGAGGGUUUGGAUCAAGCCUUGCAGUGUACCAAUUACCUUCGAGAUAAUGAUAAAAACGUUGGAUGCAAGCUUUCCAACUUGGAGUCAUCAGACUAUAAAGACUUCUUUAUCUGUGUUAAUGGAUCCUCAAACACAGAACCUAUCAGAUCCAGCUAUACCGUUUUUCAACUUCAAAAUAUAGUUAAACCAUUGCCACCAGAAUUCCUUCACAUUGGCAUGGAGGAUUCUGUUGAGAUUAGAAUGAAAUGGAGCACACCUGAAGGCCCCAUUCCACCAAGGUGUUACACCUACGAGGUUUUGGUCCGAGAAGACGAUAUUUCCUGGGAGUCUGCCACAGAUAAAAAUGACAUGAAGUUGAAAAAGAGAACAAAUGAUAGUGAAGAGCUGUGCUUUUUUGUAAGAAGUAAGGUCAAUAUAUACUGUGCAGAUGACGGAAUUUGGAGUGAAUGGAGUGAAGAGGAAUGUUGGGAAGGCUACAUGGGACCAGACUCAAAGAUUGUUUUCUUAGUGCCAAUUUGUCUUUUCUUUGUAUUUCUUUUAUUACUUCUCUGCUUGAUUGUGGAUAAGGAAGAACCUGAACCAACAAUGAGCUUCCAUACGGACCUGAACAAGGAAGUUUAUUCUAAUGAUGAGACCCCCUGUUAAGCUACCCUUUUUAGGCUUAUAGCCACUCAGCAUGAGGAAUAUUAAACUCAUUUUCUCCUCAAA